Messenger RNA from Polistes canadensis, 1115 nucleotides. RefSeq names its product RNA-binding protein pno1-like. Lineage: Eukaryota; Metazoa; Arthropoda; Insecta; Hymenoptera; Vespidae. The record is from RefSeq and is a predicted model, not a curated record. Gene Ontology annotation, molecular function: RNA binding. Bases 367 to 1038 code for a protein of 223 amino acids. Gene Ontology annotation, cellular component: nucleolus. The transcript is spliced from 4 exons.
AUUUCACCAUCUUAAACAAAAUAUUCAAUUACAAUUCACAUUUGUAAAAAGAUUAAGGCUUCGUGAUUAAAACAACGAAGCUUCGUAAUUAAAACAAAAACAUCAAAGAGAACUAUUAAUUUCAUUUGUUUAUUUAUAAAAUCAUACGUACUUAAAUCAAACUUAAGAACAUCACCGCUGCCCUCGUGGAUAAUUAUCGUACUCUACAUUCACUCAUUUUCAACAACACAAAUUCAACGCAAACGUCUAUCUCGAUCAUCCUCCUUGUAUAUAGCUCCGUUGUGGGUAUAAUACAUGACGACCGUGUAUCAAUCGUAGGACCACGUGUAUUGUUGGAAUAUUGUGAAAAAAGGUAUAUAUUUUAAAAUGGCUAAUACUACUGAAAAAGGAAAGAAACGGCAAGCCGACGAUAAUGCUAUGGAGGUCGAAGUAGUAAAUGGCAUUGAAGGAAAGGUUAAAUCUAGAUCGCCUGCUAAAAGAGUCAAAAAAGUAUAUGGUGAAUUUCGAAAGAUACCUGUACCUGCACAUAGGUAUACUCCUCUUAAGGAAAAUUGGAUGAAGAUUUUUACUCCUAUUGUAGAACAUUUACAAUUACAAGUACGUUUCAAUUUGAGAACAAGGAAUGUAGAAAUUCGUACUGCUCCUGAAACUACCGCUAUUUCUAAUCUUCAAAAAGCUGCAGAUUUUGUUAAAGCAUUUAUAUGUGGUUUCGAAGUAGAAGAUGCUCUAGCUUUAUUACGAUUAGAUGAUUUGUUUGUCGAGACUUUUGAAAUUCAAGAUGUAAAACCGUUAAAAAGUGAUCAUUUAUCUAGAGCUAUAGGAAGGUUAGCAGGGAAAGGAGGCAGAACAAAAUUCACAAUUGAAAAUGUUACAAAAACAAGAAUCGUUUUAGCCGAUAGCAAGGUUCAUAUACUUGGAUCUUUCCAAAAUAUACAAUUAGCUCGUAGGGCUAUUUGUAAUUUAAUAUUAGGAAGUCCACCGUCCAAAGUGUAUGGUCAUUUAAGGAAUAUUGCUAGUAGGGUAUCAGAGCGAUUGUGAUAUGAUAUAAGAAAUUGUAUAAAAUUGUUUUCUAUUUUGCAUAUAUAUGUAAAUUUAUAAGAUUAAGUCUGUUUUUU